Molecule: messenger RNA, 315 nt
Organism: Hordeum vulgare subsp. vulgare (domesticated barley)
Lineage: Eukaryota; Viridiplantae; Streptophyta; Magnoliopsida; Poales; Poaceae
Exons: 2
Coding region: 1-300 (99 amino acids)
Source: RefSeq, a predicted model, not a curated record
AUGGCGUCCAUCAUCGUGCAGGUAUCCGCCCUGCUCCUCAACCUCUUCGCCUUCGGCCUCGCCGUCGCCGCCGAGCAGCACCGCAGCAAGGCCACGGUGACGCCGGAUCUGGCCAAGGAGUACGACUACUGCGUCUACGACUCCGACGUCGCCACCGGCUACGGCGUCGGCGCGCUCCUCCUCCUCACCGCCGCGCAGGUCGUCGUCAUGCUCGCCAGCCGGUGCUUCUGCUGCGGACGCGGGCUCAAGCCGGGGGGCUCCCGUGCCUGCGCCCUCAUGCUCUUCCUCUUCUCAUGGUAAACUAUUUGCUACGCU